Hyaloscypha bicolor E is the source of this 690-nucleotide messenger RNA. RefSeq lists its product as uncharacterized. The record is from RefSeq and is a predicted model, not a curated record. Lineage: Eukaryota; Fungi; Ascomycota; Leotiomycetes; Helotiales; Hyaloscyphaceae. The transcript has a single exon. Bases 53 to 283 code for a protein of 76 amino acids.
UGCCGAAAUAUUAAGCGGCUUCCUUUUUCAGGGAGUACCAGCGAGACUGUUCAUGGUCACCAAGGCACAAUGGCCUUUGGGACAGGAGGUCGGAGACAUUGGUCGCAUAGCACACUUGGACAACUUGACGCCUACUAUACUUAUCCGACCAAACGACACAUCACACCAAGGCUCCCAUAUGCACCCCGCAGAGAAGAAGGCUUUCCUUCCCGAGGAGCACUCUUCAAAGACAAUUCAGAUUCGCUCCUUUCUUUGGCCCCAAGUGUCUUUGGAAUUGGUCUAACCAUUGGUGUGACAUUCACACACUCCCUCAGAGACUAAUAAGCCGAAGCUGCCAAGUCUUCGGGUACAUCCGUACGCGAGAUCGGUGUUCAGAUUAUUGAGACGUGCAGCGAAAAGGAACUUCGAGAAGAGAUGGCACGACCAUCCAAAUAACGAUAACGAUGCCAAUGGUAUCCGCCUCCCAAUCCAGACGCACGCUCGACCAACGCAACAACCAGCCAAUGAGGUGUCAGGAGAUACCACAUCUCAUCAAGAAGAUAAUCAAGAGGGCUGGGAAGCCGUCGACACCGAGUUGAGAAAAGAACUCGGUGAUUCAAGGAUAAUAUCUCAAGAAAGCUAACAAACUAUGUGCUUGGCCAUCCGAGAACCAUUCGCACCAAGGCCUCGUUUCCAUCAAUGGAGAAGAAU